AUGAGUGCACAAGGAAGAAAGAGACAAAAAAUUCUCGAAGAAGUUAUUGAAACAGAAGAAGAAUAUGUCAACAACUUGGACACGUUGCUUCAAGUCUAUGAAAAACCUUUAUUAGAAAAAGGAGAAGAAUUAGGAUUUACAAAAUCCAUGCAUAUUAAAGUGUUUAAUGAUUUAGGUCCUAUUCGUAAUACCAAUGGAAGACUUUUAGCAGAUUUGAAGAAAUUAAUGGAAGAAGAAAAGGAAAUGGGAAAGAAACCAGAAAAGACAAUCGGAGAAAUAUUUCUCAAGUAUGCUCCUUUUCUAAAGAGCUACACGACUUAUUGUAAUCAAUACAAUAACAUUGCCACCAUACUUCGAAAUGUCAAAAAGGAACAUCCAGAGUUGGAUAAAUUCUUAUUGGCACAACAAAAGAGUGGACUUCAUGGAGUGAAUAAUCGAGCUUUGAAUUCAUUUCUCAUCCUUCCAGUACAAAGAAUUCCUCGUUACAAAAUGUUACUUUCAGAACUUUUAUCCAAAACAUCGCAAUAUCACAAAGAUUUUACUUCUUUAACUGAAGCUCUUAAAGCAGUUUCUGACAUUGCUGAUUAUGUCAAUGAAAAGAUUAGAGCAUUUGAAUCUGAAGAAAGACUUGUGUCACUCUUUUCUCUUUUUGAAGAAGAUAUGAUUAAAGAUGGAAUGGAAGAAAAGGAAAUGUCAGAAAAGCAAACACGAAGAUAUCAAAUGGAAGUUUUAAAGAAUGUAAAAUUCUUUUCCUAUUCCAAACACUUAAAGAUGCAGAAAGUGAAUUUUUAUUUGUUCAACGAUUUAAUCCUUGUGAGUUUACCACCUCCUCCACAACCUCUAAUGGAUCCAAAAGAUGAAAAGAAAAAGAAAGAAGAAGAGUCAAAGGAACCUCCUGUUGAAAAAUAUCUAUGUAGAAUUCAUCUCGAUUCUCCUCCUUAUCCAUGGAUUCGUGACAUUGCUGACAAGUACAUUCCAGAACUUUCUUUAGGUUUGGGUUCUUGGGGUGUAGAUCCAAAUUUAGCAAAAAUUAGAAAUACACUUUCAACUCCAUCGAGUCCUGCAUCUGCAAGCUUACCAUCCAUGUCUACUACAUCGGUUGGAUCAGUCGGUGGAAUUAUCACUUCAAGUCAUGCAUCAUCAUCGCUUUCAGUUCCAUCCAACGAUCGAGAACGGAGAGCAAGUACCAGUACUGAUUCAUUGGCCAUGAGUGAAGGUUUUGAAAUUAUUGGACUUCAAAAUGCAUUUCAAAUCAUUGCUCAUGACGAUGUUUAUGUUUUUGACUUUCCAGAUUUUGACACCAAAGUCAAGUACAUUUGUCAAAUUACCGACAAUAUUCAUGAAUAUGCCAAGAAUGCAACCUCUCUCGAAUAUUCCAUUGUUCACAACAGUGGUUUAAUUCCAUAUCCAUUUUACACCAAUUUAGCAUACUUGUCACAAAAAGUAUCCAGUAUUGAAACAGACAAGAAAAAGAAACGCGCUUCAUCAACGACUCGAAUGGAUCAUCAAACAACACCUUCACCAACCACACCCUCUCCAACGACGACGAGUAGUGCCAGCUCUGAAGAAAAGAAAAAGGGAAUUUUUAGAUUUUUCAAAAGUAAGAAACAUUUGAAAGAAGAAAAAACACUUUCAACUCAAUUCGAAAAUAUUGAAAUGGAUCCUUAUGAAAUCAACCCUGAGGCCAUUCCAAAUGUUUCAGAAAAGGACAUUCCUGAUAGUGCUCAUCUCAAUCAAGUGAAAGAACGUGAUAUUACUGAAAGAUUCUAUCUCGCACAAGCAAUUAACACUUACAGACCUCAUCGCUUUUUUAACCAUGUUGGAGUUGGACAAGUAGAUUCUAAAGGUGUCAUGUCGUUCCAUCGUGGAGAUGUUCUCAUCAUUUUUGAAAAACCAAAUAAUGAUUUUGUAUUGGCAAAGAAAGCUGGAUUGAAUAGUGAUCCCGAUCGAAGACAGAAAAUUCUUGAAAGUUACAUUCCACGUGAUUUUGAAACGUUGAAAAACUUGAUGAAUAUUCAAAAGAAUAGAGAAGGUAUCAAUGCUGGAGAUCCACCUGCUGUGAAACAAUUGAGACGAGUGAAACAUCAUUUUGUACAAAUUAGAGAUUUAUUGAAUGAAUUGUUGGAAUAUUACUCGAAUGGAGGAAAUCAAAAUCAACCCACCAAUGUUAGAAAUAGCACUGCUCACAUCAUGGGAAAUAAUUCUCGAGGUGAUGACUUGCUUUCGAAAAUGGAUUUAUUGUCACUGUUCGAAUCAAGCAAUGAACGGAAAAAGUCCACCUCCUCCACUAAUUUGGAUAAGGAACGAGAAAUUUCAGCCAAAAGCAGAAAGUCUCUUUCCACAGUUUUUGGAGAUUCCAACAAGUCCUAUGAAAAUGAUGAAGAAGAAAGUUUAUUUAGAAAUUUGAUCAAUCUCUAUGAAGAGUGGAAUGAAGUUGGCCUCGUUCCUGUGAAAUAUAUUGAUGAAUUCAAGUCACACAGUACCUCCACAAAACUUGAAAAGGUCAUUGAAUGGAGAAAUGAACAAGAAGAACGAAAGAUUAGAAACUUUGUCAUUAAGAAGAAGAAAGCCACUAAGGCUGUAGAAAUUGAUGAUUUGGGAGUGAGUUGUAGUAGUGCCAUGAUGGGAGUGCCAAGAAUUGACACCAUGAAAGAGAAAGAAGUCUCAGCUCUGUUGAAGAAGACGAAAAAGCAAGAAUAA
This is a messenger RNA of Naegleria lovaniensis, 2700 nucleotides long. RefSeq lists its product as uncharacterized. Lineage: Eukaryota; Heterolobosea; Eutetramitea; Acrasida; Naegleriidae. The coding region runs from base 1 to 2700 and encodes 899 amino acids. Gene Ontology annotation, molecular function: guanyl-nucleotide exchange factor activity. The transcript is spliced from 6 exons. The record is from RefSeq and is a predicted model, not a curated record.